Molecule: messenger RNA, 3315 nt
Organism: Betta splendens (Siamese fighting fish)
Lineage: Eukaryota; Metazoa; Chordata; Actinopteri; Anabantiformes; Osphronemidae
Gene: sec23b
Product: SEC23 homolog B, coat complex II component
Exons: 18
Coding region: 556-2856 (766 amino acids)
Biological process (GO): endoplasmic reticulum to Golgi vesicle-mediated transport; COPII-coated vesicle cargo loading; COPII-coated vesicle budding
Cellular component (GO): COPII vesicle coat; endoplasmic reticulum exit site
Molecular function (GO): GTPase activator activity; zinc ion binding
Source: RefSeq, a predicted model, not a curated record
ACUUGAAAAUGUACUAGUUGUAGAAAAUUGUUAUGAGAUCUUAUCGAACUAUGUUUUAAAAAUUAUAAAAUAAUUAAUUUGGGAAAUUGUCAUUACAAUCAGAAGUUAUUAUUUUUUAGAGGAAGUAGAUUGUGAUAUUAAACUAGCUGCAGGUCUAAGAAAGGGGGUGGAGUUUGCUGUUGCUACAACAGGAUGUCUAAUCAUGCAUUGCUAUAGUGGCACUGACGUAUUAGUGACACAAACCAGUAGAGGUGAGGCCUAAAAUUUCACGUGAGAUUCCUCUGCCUGGUCCAUCAGUUCAUCCAAACCUGCUGGUCAGGUUUUCUGACACGUCUGUGCGUCAUACUUUCAAAGAUCUCUGUCUUAGUUUAGCACAAGAAUGAAAGGCGUACCUGUAUAAGGAGCAUGUGCUUACUCUAGACAGUGAGUGUAGUUAAACAGAGCAGAGCAGGAGCAAGUGUACGAACACUGGUGUCGCUCGGACUGUCCGGUUCUUCCAUCAGCGCAACAAUCUCAAUCUGGUUUGCUGGGCUUUUUUCCUACUAAAGCUUGGUGAUGGCGACCUACCAGGAGUUCAUCCAACAGAAUGAGGACAGGGAUGGGGUGCGAUUCAGCUGGAACCUCUGGCCCUCCAGUCGUCUAGAAGCCACCAGGCUAGUGGUUCCUGUCUCCUGCCUCUUUACACCUCUCAAGGAGAGACCUGACCUUCCACCAGUUCAGUAUGAACCAGUACUAUGCAGCCGGGCCAACUGCAAGGCAGUGCUCAACCCGCUAUGCCAAGUUGACUUCAGAGCAAAAAUAUGGGCAUGCAACUUCUGCUUUCAGAGAAACCCAUUCCCCCCUUCUUAUGCCGGCAUAUCAGAGGUGAACCAACCAGCUGAACUCAUGCCACAGUUUUCUACCAUUGAGUACAUAGUACAGCGUGGAGCCCCUGCUCCUCUGAUCUUUUUUUACGUAGUGGACACAUGUUUGGAAGAAGAGGACCUUCAGGCGCUGAAGGAGUCCUUGCAGAUGUCCCUCAGCCUGUUGCCGCCUAAUGCACUAGUGGGCCUCAUCACAUUUGGACGUAUGGUUCAGGUUCACGAGCUCAGCUGUGAGGGUAUCUCCAAGAGCUAUGUAUUCAGAGGCACCAAGGAUUUCUCCUCCAAACAGAUCCAGGAAAUGUUGGGUUUAACUAAACCAGCAGCACCAGGACCACAAGGUCGCCCAAUGCCGCCCCAGGAGGCUGCAUCCUUUUGCAAAUUCCUGCUGCCAGUGCACAAAGUGGAUAUGAAUCUAACAGACCUACUUGGGGAGCUUCAGAGAGACCCCUGGCCUGUCCCUCAGGGAAAACGACCCCUGCGCUCCACUGGCGUUGCUCUGUCUGUUGCUCUCGGCGUGCUGGAGGGUACCUACCCCAACACAGGGGCUCGCGUGAUGCUGUUCAUCGGAGGGCCCCCCACCCAGGGCCCAGGAAUGGUGGUGGGAGACGAGCUGAAAACGCCCAUCCGUUCCUGGCAUGACAUCCAGAAGGACAAUGCCCGCCAUCUGAAGAAAGCCACCAAGUAUUACGAAGCGUUGGCCAACCGCUCAGCAGUAAAUGGUCACAGUAUUGAUAUCUAUGCCUGUGCCCUGGAUCAAACUGGUCUCCUGGAGAUGAAGUGCUUAUCUAACCUCACUGGGGGUCACGUUGUGAUGGGAGACUCCUUCAACACAUCUCUGUUCAAGCAAACCUUCCAGAGGGUCUUCAGUAAAGACUACAAUGGAGACUUCCGCAUGGCCUUUGGCGGCGUCCUGGAAGUCAAGACAUCAAGGGAGCUGAAGGUCUGCGGGGCCAUUGGGCCUUGUGUUUCACUCAACUCCAAAGCUUCCUGCGUUUCAGAGAAUGAGAUGGGCAUCGGUGGCACGAGCCAGUGGAAACUGUGCAGCGUCAACCCCUCCACCACUCUGGGCAUUUAUUUUGAAGUGGUCAAUCAGCACAAUGCACCAGUCCCACAGGGUGGCCGAGGUGCAGUCCAGUUUGUAACGCAGUACCAACACUCAAACACACAGAGGAGGAUACGGGUCACCACCAUCGCCAGGAACUGGGCAGACGCACAGUCCCAGAUUCAGCACAUCGAGUCGUCGUUUGACCAGGAGGCGGCCGCCGUGCUCAUGGCUCGCCUGGGAGUCUUCAGAGCCGAGUCAGAGGAGGGACCAGAUGUGCUGCGUUGGCUCGACAGGCAGCUCAUCCGCCUGUGUCAGAAGUUUGGUCAGUUCAAUAAGGAUGAUCCCACAUCAUUCAGGCUGUCAGAGUCUCUGUCCCUUUACCCACAGUUUAUGUUUCACCUGAGAAGGUCACCCUUCCUGCAGGUGUUCAACAACAGCCCAGAUGAGUCAUCCUACUACAGGCACCACUUUGUCAGGCAGGACUUGACCCAGUCUCUGAUUAUGAUACAGCCCAUUCUUUACUCCUACUCUUUCCAUGGACCACCAGAGCCUGUUCUCCUGGACAGCAGCAGUAUCCUACCAGAUCGAAUCCUGCUCAUGGACACUUUCUUCCAGCUGGUUAUCUAUCAUGGGGAGACCAUUGCCCAGUGGAGAAAGGCAGGCUACCAGGAAAUGGCAGAGUAUGAGAACUUCAAGCAGCUGCUGCAGGCUCCUCUGGAUGACGCCCAGGAGAUCCUGCAGACACGUUUCCCCAUGCCACGCUACAUUGACACAGAGCAUGGAGGCUCACAGGCUCGCUUCCUGCUGUCCAAGGUCAACCCGUCACAAACCCACAACAACCUUUACGCCUGGGGACAGGAGAGCGGCGCCCCGAUCCUCACUGAUGACGUCAGCCUGCAGGUCUUCAUGGACCACUUAAAGAAACUGGCUGUUUCCAGCUCUACAUAGAUGUCUCUCUUCCACUACAACGGAUGAAGUGACUCCACGUUCCUGUUCUGAUACUGGGAUCCAUUCACAUUUCCCCUGAGCCACACAGUUAACUGUAUGUGCUAGCUUUAUUUAACUGGAGUUUGAACCGAAAAAGGGGGGAAAUAGCACAUUCCUUUUAAAGAAACAUGCAAUUUCUACAUAUUUUCAUGAACUUAUUUAUAGGAAACCAUUCCACUUCUCCAAAGCCAGAUUGUCCUCAUGAAAGCAAUAUCUGUCUCCGUUUUAUAUUUGAUACCACCUCUGACAAGGAAUGAUUAGAGUAUUUUAAUGUGCUGUAUGCUUGUUUGUCCUAAAAUAAUGUACUGCUAAUCUGGUUGAAGAUGCUGUUUAAUAGAAUGCUUAUGUAUGUUUGCAUUGUGUAUAUCUAAAGAUGUGUAGAUUUUCUUCUCAUUUAAUAAAUUAUAAUGGCACCUCUCA